AUGCCAAAGCUCCUCGACUUUCGCUGCGCCGUCAUCACCGGCGGCGGCGGCGGCGGUAUCGGCAAAGCCAUGGCCCGCCACCUCGUGUCCAAGGGCAAGACGGUCCUGCUCGCGGGCCGCACGGAGUCCAAUCUACAGUCGGCGGCCCGCGACGUCGGCGCCGCGGGCUACUACCUCCUCGACGUGGGCAAGACGGCCGACAUCUCGCCCUUUGUGGACCGCAUCACCCGCGAGCACCCCGAGCUAGACUGCCUGAUCAACAACGCCGGCGUCCAGCGGCCCCUGGAUAUCCUCCAGGACGGCGACUUUGUGGCCAAGGCCGACCAGGAAAUCGACAUCAACGUCCGGGGCCCGAUGCACCUGACGCUCGGGGCUGCUGCCGCACCUGCAGACCAAGCCCGGCGCCGCGUGGCUGCACUUUUGGAGCAUGAACCUGCGCACGCAGCUGCGGCGGGCGUGCGCGUGGUCGAGAUUGCGCCGCCCACGGUGGCGACGGACUUGCACCGCGAGAGGGAGGACCCCGACGAUAACAAGAAGGAGAAGAAUGCGCGGGCGCUGGGUGUGGACGAGUUUAUGGGCGAGGUGGCGCGGAAGCUGGAGAGGGGGGACGAGAUGAUAUCCGCGGGGGGUGGGAGCGACAUUGUCGAAAAGUGGUAUGGGAUGUACGGCGCCCUGUACGAUGAGACGGCGUCCAAGAAGUAG
Messenger RNA from Metarhizium brunneum ARSEF 3297, 702 nucleotides. RefSeq lists its product as uncharacterized. Gene Ontology annotation, cellular component: membrane. NCBI's taxonomy places the organism in Eukaryota, Fungi, Ascomycota, Sordariomycetes, Hypocreales, Clavicipitaceae. The record is from RefSeq and is a predicted model, not a curated record.